Messenger RNA from Hepatospora eriocheir, 369 nucleotides. The record is from the annotation of a GenBank genome assembly. NCBI's taxonomy places the organism in Eukaryota, Fungi, Microsporidia, Hepatosporidae.
AUGAUGAACAAUAUUAAGACAGAUAAAGAAUUUGAAGCUUUAAUAGGAAUGAUAAAGUUAAGAAACAGUGAUAAAAGACAAGAACUGAUGCGAUACGAAAAAGUUAAGAAGACAAGAUUCCAAAUAGAAGUGCUUAAUAUGUUGUAUAAUAUUUAUAAAUUUCCCUCCACACACUCUAGAAAGGAUUUAGGAUUGCUAAUAGCACUUCCACAAAGAUGCAUUCAAGUGUGGUUCCAAAAUACAAGACAGGCUAAUAAAAAGCGUCGCCCUACAGGCUCCAAAAGAUCGAUACCUCCACAACCAGAAGAAGUUCCUAUCUCAACUCUCUUAGACAUAAUUGAUAAAUGCCAAAUUUAUAAAAAUGAGUGA